This is a messenger RNA of Penicillium malachiteum, 4743 nucleotides long. Its product is annotated as putative ABC bile acid transporter. The record is from RefSeq and is a predicted model, not a curated record. Gene Ontology annotation, biological process: transmembrane transport. Gene Ontology annotation, cellular component: membrane. Bases 1 to 4743 code for a protein of 1580 amino acids. The transcript is spliced from 3 exons. Gene Ontology annotation, molecular function: ATP binding; ATP hydrolysis activity; ABC-type transporter activity. NCBI's taxonomy places the organism in Eukaryota, Fungi, Ascomycota, Eurotiomycetes, Eurotiales, Aspergillaceae.
AUGCCCGUUAACACCUCUAUUAUAACGGGCUCAAUUGCCCUGGGACUUGUGGGUCUCGAUAGUAUCACUGCAAUUCAGAGUAUCACCGAUCGCAUCUCUCGCAAAUCUCAGUACGAUGAGGCUAGUUUAGCUAAAACCAUUUAUCGCGAUGAAGAUGGUGAGGCUACAGAGGAAUCACUGCGCGCUUUUUCAGAUAAAUGGCCUCGCGUGGCAAUUAUUUUAUUUUCUCUCAGUGGAUUGUCUGUUUCUUUGACACUGGCAGUUCUUUCAACUCUAAGCAAUGAUCUGGAUAACCCAGUGGUCAACUGGCUGCAAUUUGCCAUCUGGGUCGUACUUGCGGUGCAAUCAAUUGCAUUUUUCACGGAACCACGUCCAACAAGUCGAUUCCGACUAGGCCAGUUUGCAUUCGUAGGGAGUGUGCUCGCUCUUACAAUUCCGGGCUUCGGGAUUCUACAAGCAUAUACAUCCCAUGAUCCUGAUAGUCUGCUCUAUAAUGAGACUUGGCGUCGCCUGGUCGGUGGAAUAAUCGGAAGCGCAGUAUUGCGCGCAUUAUUCACCAUUAUUUUACCUCGUCGCCCAGAGGUCUUCCACGAUGGAACCGUAGUAGACAAGGAAUUCACGGUCACGGCCUUUGGUCGCUAUACUUUUGUAUGGGCCAGCGACUUGCUGAAUACCACUCUGUCGAGAAAUAACCUGGAGUUGACUGAUCUGCCGAAACUGAGAGCUGAAAAGCGCGUGGAUCGUCUUCGAGAGCGAUUUGAGAAUUCAAAAGGCAGUGGCAAGAUCUGGAAAGGGCUUUUCUUUGCGCACUGGCGCCCUCUUGGACUUCAACUGAUUCUGACAGCGGUGAUCGGUGCCUUGACCUUUGGUCCUCAGUUUGCACUAUUCAAUAUUCUCAAAUCUCUUGAAGGCCGAGAUCAGGAAGGAUGGACCCCUCUUCGAUCCUGGAUUUGGGUCAUUGCCUUGGGAACUUUCAUGUUGAUGUCUUCUCUUGUUGAGGCAUGGCUCUUCUGGUCUGUAUUCUCAAAAAUUGCGAUCCCCGUCAAUGCGGAACUGACAGCAGUCGUGUUCGCUAAAUCUAUGCGUCGAAAGGAUGCAAAGCACACCAAGAAGUCAAAGGAGACCACCAAUGACACCCACGCUUCCGCAAAGGCCCUACUGGCAGACAAGCCCAAAGAGGAGGAGGAAGAUGACGAAGAAGAUGGCAAGAAGAGCCGACAGAGUAUUAUCAACCUUGCUGCUGUCGAUGCUCGACGUAUCUCCGAUGUCACUUCUUUCCUUUACCAGAUUCCAUCUGCGAUCUUAAAAAUUGUCAUUGGGUGUGGUUUUUUGGUGAAGGUUCUGGGAUGGAAGAGCGCUUUCGCUGGUCUGGGUGUCUCUCUUUUGAUUGCGCCGAUGAAUAUCUCUCUCACCAAACGAUACACGAGUGCCCAGGACAAGCUCAUGAAGCUUCGAGAUCAGAAAAUGGCUAUUGUGACAGAGGUACUUCAGGGUAUUCGUCAAGUCAAGUUCUCUGCCUUAGAGGAACAGUGGCAGAAAAAGAUCAGACAGGUUCGAGAGAACGAACUUGGUGCACUAUGGUCCUCCUUCUACUACGAUGUCUUCUUAAUGGCGAUCUGGAUUCUCGGCCCAAUUGCCUUUUCCUCCGUUUCAUUGACUGUUUAUGCCGUUCUCAAUGGCGGGUUAUCCGCUUCGGUUGCUUUCACAGCUAUCUCGGUCUUUGGUUCCUUGGAAAUGGCGCUCGCUAUCCUGCCCGAGCUUAUUACAAGCUUGCUGGAGGCUAUAGUCAGUGCUGAUCGUAUUGAUGAAUACAUGAAUGCUUCUGAAAAGAUUGUCAAUACUGUCCCAGGCGAGACCAUUUCCUAUGAGGAUGCCUCUGUGGCAUGGCCCGCCGAACACCAUCCCGAAGAGCAGAAGGAAGACGAAGAUCGAUUCCAAUUGCGCGAUCUGAAUUUUAAUCUCCCGAAGAAGGGUCUCAGCGUGAUCUCAGGUCGCACAGGCUCUGGAAAGAGUUUGCUUCUUGCUUCCAUCCUGGGCGAAUGUGAUGUCUUAAGUGGUACCGUGAAGGUGCCUGUUCCGCCUGUUCUUGAAGAUCGCUUUGAUCACUUGGCAACAAGCGCCAAUUGGAUCAUCGAUGAUGCCAUCGCAUAUGUCGCCCAGAUUCCGUGGAUUGAAAAUGCAACUAUCAAAGCAAACAUCUUGUUUGGUCUGCCCUUCAACGAGUCCCGUUACCGCAAAGUGCUCUUCGCCUGCGCCCUGGAGAAGGAUCUGGAAAUGCUUCCCGAUGGUGAACUAACGGAUAUCGGUGCAAACGGUGUGAAUCUGAGUGGAGGUCAACGCUGGCGUGUAUCAUUUGGACGUGCCUUAUACUCCCGGGCUGGAACUCUUGUCAUGGAUGAUAUAUUCAGUGCAUUGGACGCCCAAACCGGACGACAUGUAUACGAGAAUGCCCUGACUGGUGAGCUUGGACAGGGACGUACACGUGUCCUUGUCACUCAUCACGUCUCCCUGUGUCUACCCCGAACCGAUUACUCUGUGUUGUUGGAGAAUGGCUGUGUGAAAUAUGCCGGUACCAUUGAAGAGCUUCGGAAGUCUAACCAUCUGGAGGACAUCCUUCAGGAGGAGCAUGAAGCGGAAGAAGCGCUCCAGAAGGCUGCGGAUGAUAAACAAACCGCUCUUGAUACUGAAGGUGGAACAUUGCAGAAAGUCAUUUCAAACACUUCGCACCGACGCCCCAGCAACGCAGCCAAUACUGAUGCCAAUGCACCACCAAAGGAUGCUCCCAAGAAGUUUAUCAAAGAUGAAGAGAGAGAAAGAGGUGCUGUCCGCUUGCAUGUCUACAAGACUUACUUCGGCAUGGGUGGAGGUGUCUUUGCAUGGGGUGUCACCUUUUCUAUCUAUAUCCUCUAUGCCACGCUUAUGGUGGGACGGUCCUGGUGGAUUAGUGUUUGGACAUCCGUAUCAUCCAGUGUUUCAGUUAACCCGCAGGCAUUGCAUGCCCUCUUCCAGCAACCUAUGUCGACUACAACUUCUGAGACUCACGUCAACGAGCUUUUCUUCUAUUUGGGAAUCUACAUUGGAAUCUCCGUUCUGGCUUGCAUCAUUGGAACUAGUCGAUACUAUUUCAUCUUAUCAUCAAGCAUUCGUGCAUCAAGGAACCUCUUCAAUGCCUUGGUAUUCGCCGUGCUACGCGCACCAUUGCGCUGGCUAGAUACUGUUCCAAUGGGUCGAAUUCUCAAUCGUUUUACAGCGGACUUCCACGCGAUUGAUUCCCGAUUGGGAUACGAGAUGGGUUUCCUACUUGGUGAGAUCCUAGAAGUCUUUGGUAUCAUCUUUGCAGGAAUCCUGGUUUCUCCAAUUGUUAUUCUUCUCGCCAUCGCUCUUCUUGCAAUUUGCCUGAGACUCUCUUCAACAUAUCUUGCUGGUGCCCGUCAAGCCAAGCGCCUUGAAAGUAUCGCCAAGAGUCCGGUCUUUGAACAAUUUGGUUCCAGUCUUGCUGGUUUGACUACUAUUCGAGCCUUUGGCAAGGCCAACGCUUUUAUUGAGAUUAUGUAUGGCAAAAUCAAUGGUCAUGCCCAAUCCUGGUGGACCGUAUGGUUAUUUAAUCGCUGGUUGGGUAUUCGCAUGAACCUUGUUGGUGCCAUCUUCUCGACAGUCACUGCCGCCGUCGUGGUUUCACUUACUGGUAUCUCAGCCUCCAUGGCUGGAUUCGCUCUGAGUUUCGCAUUGCAGUGCAACGCUGCUAUUGCGUUUUCCAUUCGUAUGUACGCGAAUAUUGAACUUAACAUGAACGCCACUGAGCGUGUCAUUGAGUACUCAGAGAUCACGCUGGAGAACCAGGGAGGUGUAGACGCACCGGCUGCUUGGCCAACGGAGGGUCGUCUUGAGGUUGACGAUCUGGUUGUGAGCUACGCACCUGAUCUGCCGCCCGUACUCAAGGGACUGAGCUUCACCGUUGAGAAGAACCAGCGGGUCGGUGUGGUUGGUCGUACAGGCGCUGGCAAAUCAUCGCUAACGUUGGCACUAUUCCGUUUCCUUGAAGCGCAGCAGGGUAAGAUCCUUAUCGAUGGUCUGGAUGUGUCCACGAUUAAGCUACAUGAUCUGCGUAGCCGUCUGGCUAUCAUUCCACAAGAUCCAGUUCUUUUCUCAGGCACUAUCCGAAGUAACUUGGAUCCCUUUGAUGAGUACUCCGAUACUGAGCUGAACGAUGCCUUGGCUCGUGUGCAUCUGAUCGCCUCGUCUGAUGAUGAGGCAACUCUUACCUCUCAAACUGCGACUCCACACCCAUCAGGAAGCACUGGAGCAACCACGCCAGAAACUGCUACUAGUACCGUCCAAGGCAGCAACUCGAAUAUAUUCUCCUCGUUGGCAUCGCCCAUCUCUGAGGGUGGCCUCAACCUUUCACAGGGUCAGCGACAGCUGCUAUGUCUUGCGCGUGCUAUUGUGGCCCGUCCUAAGAUCAUGGUCCUGGACGAAGCUACUUCAGCUGUAGACAUGGAGACCGAUGCCCUGAUCCAGCAGUCUAUUCGAGCCGAAUUUGGCCGCAAUGCAACCACCCUGUUGGUCAUUGCGCACCGUCUCAGCACCAUUGCAGACUUCGACCGUAUCUUGGUGCUGGACGCUGGUAAGGCCGUUGAAUUCGGUAAGCCAAGGGACCUGAUGGAUAUUGAGAACGGUGUCUUUAAGAAUUUGGUGGACAACAGCGGAGAGAAAGCUGUUUUGGAGAAGAUGAUCUUUGGUUGA